AUGCCACAUUAUUUUAAUACAGAAAAGAGAGAAGAAAAUGAAAAGCGAGGAGAAGGAAGGGGUGCCUUCCCACCUCCCCCAACCACAGAAUCAAAGAGCAAGAGAGGAGAGGGACGCGGUCCUUUCCCACCUCCCCCAACCACAGAAUCAAAGAGCAAGAGAGGAGAGGGACGUGGUCCACCUCCCCCAACCACAGAAUCAAAAAGCAAGAGAGGAGAGGGACGCAGACCUUUCCCACCUCCCCCAACCACAGAAUCAAAAAGCAAGAGAGGAGAGGGACGUGGUCCACCUCCCCCAACCACAGAAUCAAAAAGCAAGAGAGGAGAGGGACGUGGUCCUUUCCCACCUCCCCCAACAACAGAAUCAAAGAGCAAGAGAGGAGAGGGACGUGGUCCUUUCCCGCCUCCCCCAACCACAGAAUCAAAGAGCAAGAGAGGCGAGGGACGUGGUCCACCUCCCCCAACCACAGAAUCAAAAAGCAAGAGAGGAGAGGGACGCGGUCCUUUCCCACCUCCCCCAACCACAGAAUCAAAGAGCAAGAGAGGAGAGGGACGCGGUCCUUUCCCACCUCCCCCAACCACAGAAUCAAAGAGCAAGAGAGGAGAGGGACGUGGUCCACCUCCCCCAACCACAGAAUCAAAAAGCAAGAGAGGAGAGGGACGCAGACCUUUCCCACCUCCCCCAACCACAGAAUCAAAGAGCAAGAGAGGUGAAGGACGUGGUCCACCUCCCCCAACCACAGAAUCAAAAAGCAAGAGAGGAGAGGGACGUGGUCCACCUCCCCCAACCACAGAAUCAAAAAGCAAGAGAGGAGAGGGACGCGGUCCUUUCCCACCUCCCCCAACCACAGAAUCAAAGAGCAAGAGAGGAGAGGAACGCGGUCCUUUCCCACCUCCCCCAACCACAGAAUCAAAGAGCAAGAGAGGAGAGGGACGUGGUCCACCUCCCCCAACCACAGAAUCAAAAAGCAAGAGAGGAGAGGGACGUGGUCCACCUCCCCCAACCACAGAAUCAAAGAGCAAGAGAGGUGAAGGACGUGGUCCACCUCCCCCAACCACAGAAUCAAAAAGCAAGAGAGGAGAGGGACGUGGUCCACCUCCCCCAACCACAGAAUCAAAAAGCAAGAGAGGAGAGGGACGCGGUCCUUUCCCACCUCCCCCAACCACAGAAUCAAAGAGCAAGAGAGGAGAGGAACGCGGUCCUUUCCCACCUCCCCCAACCACAGAAUCAAAGAGCAAGAGAGGAGAGGGACGUGGUCCACCUCCCCCAACCACAGAAUCAAAAAGCAAGAGAGGAGAGGGACGUGGUCCACCUCCCCCAACCACAGAAUCAAAGAGCAAGAGAGGUGAAGGACGUGGUCCACCUCCCCCAACCACAGAAUCAAAAAGCAAGAGAGGAGAGGGACGUGGUCCACCUCCCCCAACCACAGAAUCAAAAAGCAAGAGAGGAGAGGGACGCGGUCCUUUCCCACCUCCCCCAACCACAGAAUCAAAGAGCAAGAGAGGAGAGGAACGCGGUCCUUUCCCACCUCCCCCAACCACAGAAUCAAAGAGCAAGAGAGGAGAGGGACGUGGUCCACCUCCCCCAACCACAGAAUCAAAAAGCAAGAGAGGAGAGGGACGUGGUCCACCUCCCCCAACCACAGAAUCAAAGAGCAAGAGAGGAGAGGGACGCAGACCUUUCCCACCUCCCCCAACCACAGAAUCAAAAAGCAAGAGAGGAGAGGGACGCGGUCCUUUCCCACCUCCCCCAACCACAGAAUCAAAAAGCAAGAGAGGAGAGGGACGUGGUCCACCUCCCCCAACCACAGAAUCAAAAAGCAAGAGAGGAGAGGGACGCGGUCCUUUCCCACCUCCCCCAACCACAGAAUCAAAGAGCAAGAGAGGAGAGGGACGUGGUCCACCUCCCCCAACCACAGAAUCAAAAAGCAAGAGAGGAGAGGGACGCAGACCUUUCCCACCUCCCCCAACCACAGAAUCAAAGAGCAAGAGAGGUGAGGGACGUGGUCCACCUCCCCCAACCACAGAAUCAAAAAGCAAGAGAGGAGAGGGACGUGGUCCUUUCCCACCACCCCCAACUACAGAAUCAAAGAGCAAGAGAGGAGAGGGACGAGGUGCUUUCCCACCUCCCCCAACCACAGAAUCCAAAUGA
Molecule: messenger RNA, 2151 nt
Organism: Saccostrea echinata
Lineage: Eukaryota; Metazoa; Mollusca; Bivalvia; Ostreida; Ostreidae
Product: basic salivary proline-rich protein 2-like
Exons: 1
Coding region: 1-2151 (716 amino acids)
Source: RefSeq, a predicted model, not a curated record